GAGCUAACAGCGAAUAUCAGGUCGGCUACUGUUAAGUACCCCUCAGGAAGGAAAAGGGUUAAAGGGGAGCUGAUGGACGGAAGAGGAAGAAUAAUUUGCCAGGGUACAGGCAUCAAGGAAGAUUGAAACACUGAGGCAGAAAGCGAGCAAGUGUUCAGUGCCGACUGCCAGCCUCUCACUCCCUGCUGACAGAGGACGGUGGCUGCCUGUAUGAGCCCCUCACUUGCUGCUCCCAAGUGAUUGGCCAUGGCAGCUCCCGUCGUGGUAGUUUCCCAACCGCAGAUGAGCACCACAACCACCACGGUGGUUAGCAAUUCAAGACAAGGCUGGAGUACCGGCAUCUGUGACUGUUGCGACGACUGCGGCAUCUGUUGCCUUGCUGUCUGGUGCUUUCCUUGCUUCAUGUGUAAGACGGCUGACGAAUUUGGAGAGUGCCUCUGCCUCCCACUGCUGGAGCUGUGCUUUAACGGCUGUGGCUACGUCUCGAGUACAAUUCCACCGAUCUCCCUCGUCAUGCGAUCAGCCACCCGUGAGCGCUACAACAUCCCGGGAUCCAUCUGCAAUGACUGCUGCAUUAUGUACUGGUGCCUCUCGUGCGGCUGGUGUCAAAUCGCCAGGGAGAUAAAGCAACGCAAGCAGCAGGUGACCGUAAUCAACGCCACCACCUCCAUGUUGCCUCACCCGACCUACGUGCCCCAGCCUAUGUACGCAGCCCAGCCUUCCAAUCAGGUGGCCCCUCAGUACCCACAGUAAAGCUGUGUGUUUGGGCUGAGAAAAUGAUCUAUGCAGAGCAAUAGAAGUUUGAAAUAAUGUUUAUUGGAUUGCACUCUCCCCAUAAGACACGGACCAGUUUCUCUCAGUCCCUCUCUCUCAGGAGAUAUCUGUACACUGACCGGUGUCUCUCAGUCCCUCUCUCUCAGGAUAUCUGUACACUGACCAGUGUCUCUCAGUCCCUCUCUCUCAGGAUAUCUGUACACUGACCAGUGUCUCUCAGUCCCUCUCUCUCAGGGGGAUAUCUGUACACUGACCGGUGUCUCUCAGUCCCUCUCUUUCAGGAUAUCUAUACACUGACCGGUGUCUCUCAGUCCCUCUCUCUCAUGGGAUAUCUGUACACAGACCGGUAUCUCUCAGUCCCUCUCUCUCAGGAUAUCUGUACACUGACCAGUGUCUCUCAGUCCCUCUCUCUUUCAAGGAGAUCUGUAUUUGUGGAUUUGAUUGUAAAAGUGAACUCUGAUUAGUUAGAGCCCGCUGUAUUGCAAAGAACUCUCCCAGCUUCAAACAGGCUAUCUACGUGAAUCCUCUACCCCAACGUGCAUUGGGCAGAACAAAAUCUCGAUCUCGCUGCAAGAGAGUCCAAAACAUUUGGAGGGUAGAACCCACACACACAGGCACUUGAUCACUCACAUACACUUACCCAGACACACAGAGACGCAGAUGACACACACAUAGUGCAUACACACACACACAUAUAUUCUCCUCCAUUAUGUCAUGUUUAAGUUUGGAGAAAAUCAGAAGUCGGACAUUUGAUACAUCUUUUAAAUUUGAGCAAACGUGGCAAACCUUUUAUUCAAUAUUUUCAUAUGAUCUAAUUCUUUUUACUUUUUCGGUUAAUCUUUUUUUACUUCACCAUGAAGUUUUAGAUUUGACCAGAAGGAUAUUUCCAUUUUUUAAAAAUUAUAUUCUCAAAAUGGACUGCCCAGUUCCUUUUUCUUUGUUUUAGGCUAGUUUAGUGGGUUUUUUCUCUUCUCAUAAUAGAAGUUUUUGAGUCUUUUUUUCUAUAAAUUGUUAAGAGGAGUUGUUCUUUUUUUCCUUUAUAUUAGCUUAUUACUAUACUAUAUAUGAUUGUGACAGUGUAUAUUUCUUUCCUUGUACUAUUUUUGAAAUAUGUAUUUGAGAUAACCUCCUCUGACUUGUACUUAUCCUUAUUCUUUUAAAUCAAUAAAAAAAGAUUGAAAAUGAA
Molecule: messenger RNA, 1960 nt
Organism: Hypanus sabinus (Atlantic stingray)
Lineage: Eukaryota; Metazoa; Chordata; Chondrichthyes; Myliobatiformes; Dasyatidae
Gene: ponzr6
Product: plac8 onzin related protein 6
Exons: 5
Coding region: 247-753 (168 amino acids)
Source: RefSeq, a predicted model, not a curated record